UGGACCUACAUACAGUAGGUUAAACAGUUGCCCAGAGAAGCUGAGCCUCACUCUGAAUCCACUCUCUCUGCCUGCAACAUUCAACUCGGUCACCAUGCCUGGGAUUAUAUUUCUUCUGCAGUUUAUAAUGGCUGUCAUCAUGCUGCCUGCUCACAUCCUUAAUUAUCUUGGUAUUUGGGAUUCAUUUAUUAGGAAACGUUUUCCAUUUUUCAUGAACAUUUUCGCUCAGAUCUACAACAAAGUGAUGGAGGAUCAGAAAAGAAGACUCUUUAGCAAUAUCUCUGACUUUUCAUGCGAUUCCAAAGAGCUCAGGCUUCUAGAGCUUGGCUGUGGCUCAGGUGCAAACUUCAAAUUUUAUCCUAGGGGCUGCAAAGUGACCUGCUUGGAUAUCAACCCAAACUUCCAAAAGUUCCUGAGCAAAAGCCAAGCAGAAAAUGACCACCUGACCUACGAUGGCUUUUUGGUAGCAUCUGCUGACAACAUGACGCCUGUGGCUGAUGGCUCUAUGGAUGUUGUUGCGUGCACGUUGCUAACUUGUUCUGUGCUUAACACACCAGCUGUACUGAAAGAGAUCCAGAGAGUCCUCCGGCCGGGUGGAGCUUUCUACUUCAUGGAACACGUGGCUGACCCAGAUGAAUCCAGCUGGAAUAGUUUUUUUCAGAAAGUCCUGAAUCCCUCCUGGAAGUUGAUUUUUGCUGGAUGUAGCAUAAGAAAGACCACAUGGAAAGACCUGGAGAAUGCAAAGUUCUCUGUCUUGAACCUGCGCCACAUAACUGCCCCCUUACCUUUGAAUGUCGUUAGUCCUCAUAUUAUUGGAUAUGCUGUGAAAUAAAUACAUUGACACUAUUUUACAGAUGAACUCAAAGUUUGGUUAUUCAGCAUAUGUUGUAUUUUGUUUCCAAGAGUAUUACGCAGCUGAAAUAAAAAAAUAAGUGAACCCUUUGGAAUAAGCUGAAAUUCAGCAUUGAUUAAAGGGCAUCUGUCAGCAGAUUUGUUCCUAUGAAACUGACUGACCUGUUACAUGUGCACU
Molecule: messenger RNA, 1030 nt
Organism: Bufo bufo (common toad)
Lineage: Eukaryota; Metazoa; Chordata; Amphibia; Anura; Bufonidae
Product: methyltransferase-like protein 7A
Exons: 2
Coding region: 95-832 (245 amino acids)
Molecular function (GO): S-adenosylmethionine-dependent methyltransferase activity
Source: RefSeq, a predicted model, not a curated record